AUGAUUCCUGCAGGCGGCCGGCGGCUGAAGAUCCGCCCGCCCCGCAAGCCCGGCGCCGCGCCCGACAUCGGCGCCAAAGCGCCCUUCGACUAUACGGCCCUGUGGGCCACGCUUGCCAGUGCCAUUGUGCACAUCCAGAACAGAAACGUGCUGAGCCUCCUGUACGAGCAGCUCUACCGCAUCGCGUAUACCGUGGUGCUCCACAAACACGGCGCGCGGCUCUACGACGACGUGGCCGGUCUCGUGACGCAGCAUCUCCAACAACGGCGCCAGCGCGUGCUCGAGCUCCUGGCCUCGCUGCUCACGGACGCCGGCGGCGACUUUUUGAAACGCUUGUGCCACGAGUGGGCGCGGCACGUGCAGCUGAUGAAGUUCCUCGGCGACGUGUUGAUGUACUUGAACCGCGUGUACGUCAAGGAGAGCAGGCGGCCCUUGGUGGGCGACUUGGGCGUGGCUCUUUUCGCCACGCACUUCCUCGGCGCCGACGACAUGGCCGUGGCGCGCCGCUUGGUGCACGUGCUCACGCACGAGAUGGCCCGCCUGCGCGGCCAGGCGCUCUGCAUGCGGCUGUACGUGGUGCAAAUGAUCGCCAUGCUCGAGACCGUGUCGGAGCGGCGCGGCGCCCCGGCCGCGCCCGGCCUGCCCGGCGGCCCGCGGCCCGACCUCUACCGCGACGUGUUCGAGCACGAGUGGCUUGUGCAGACCGAGGCGUACUUUUCCGCAGCGGCCGACGACGCCAUGGCCGCCCGCCUGGGCUCCGCGUACUUGCACCGCGUGCACCGCCUCGUGCACGACGAGGAGGAACGCUUGCGGGCCUUGGCCGGCUCCGGCGCCGGCGCGCUUUUCCGCACGGAGACCGCGCCGAAAACCGUGGUGCUCAUGGACAACAUCCUCAUCCGCGGCCGCAUGGCGCACGUGAUGGACGCGCCGGCCGGGGCGCUGGGCUUGCGCUGCUGGCUCGAGCCCGUGUUUGCGUGCGCCGUGGCCAGGCUCGCCGCGCCGCCGCCGCCGGGGGACGCCCGCGGCCACACCGCCGAGUUGCGCAUGCUCUACGACUUGGAGGGCCGCGUGGACCCGGAGCGCAAGCGCUUGAAGGCGCGCGUGCGCGAGCUCCUCGUGGCCCAGGGCGGGCGGCUCGCGGAGGCCGUGCUCCGCCACUUGCAGCAGCAGGCGGCGCUCGCGGCCGCGGGGCUGAAAAUGGCGGGCCUGAAAACGGCCGGCUCAAAAACGGCCGCCCCGAAAACUCCCGCCGUGUCCUACGGCCUGACGGCCUUUGUGGUCGCGUGGAUCGACACCGUGUUGGAGUUCCAGCGGCUCGCCGGGCAGCUCGUGCAGGACGCGUUCGGCGGCGACGCCUCCGUGGAGUUCACCGUGCUCGCGGCCGUCAAGCAGUUCCUCAACCGGCCCGCCGGCAGGCCCAAGACCAGCCCCGCAGGGCCCGCCUUGAACGCGCCCGAGCUUUUGUCCGUCUACAUCGACCACUACAUCAAGCAGUUCUCCAAGCCCUCGACGUCCAAGAAGUCCGCCACGGACGACACGGUCGCCAUCGACGAGACCGAGGCCUUCUUCCACAAGGUUGUGACGUUCUUGAAGUUGGUCGAGGACAAGUACGCGUUCGAGGCGCACUACGCGGCGCACUUCGCCAAGCGGUUCCUCAACGCCAAGGGCGCGCCCCCGUCGGCCCUGGCGGCCCCGGCCGGCGACAUCGAGGAGCUUGUCUUGGCCAAGUUGUGGGACGAGGUCUUCAUGGGCAGCCACUACCUCGAGCGCAUCGUCAAGAUGCGCAAGGACGUCACGCUGUCGGCCGAGUUGACGCUCGAGUGGCGGCGCCACGUGGCGGACCACGCGCUCCGCGUGACCGAGCUCGAGCUCAAGAUCUGCAACUUGUCCGAGUGGCCCAAGUCCAUGACCAAGGACCACAAGGACUUUUCCGCGGCCAAGCUCCACAAUGGCGCGUCCACGGCCAAGCCCCUCAAGGACGCGUCCCCGGCCGACGCCGACACGGGCAUCAUCUGGCCGUCGCAGCUCCGCGAAACCAUGCGGACGUUCGAGGAGUUCUGGCGCACGGGCAAGCGGAACGACAACAAGGCCUUGUUCUGGUACCCGAAGUUCGGCCAGAUGGAUCUCCGCAUCUCGUACCCCUCCCGCACCUACGACAUCAACUUGUCGACCUACGGUGGCGUGAUCAUGAUGCUUUUCGCGCCGCAGUCCACGGACGCUGCGGGCGACCCGGUGCUGGCCUUUGACGAGCAAAGGGAAUUGACCUACGACGAGAUCCGCGAGCUCACGCGCAUCCCGGAGUUCGACCUCAAGCGCCAGUUGCGCUCCAUUGCCGUGGCCCCGCGCCUGCGGCUCUUGGUGAAGGUUCCCAUGUCCAAAGACAUAAACCCGACCGACACUUUCCGCUUGAACAGCAAGUUCAAGCUGCCCUCGACCAAGGUGAAGGUGCUCACGGUGAAGUCCGACGCGCCGAAGAUCUCCGACGCGAGGGCCGAGGAGGCGGACGAAGUGCGCGCCGCCAUUGACGAAGGCCGCAAACACCUCAUCAAUGCCGCCGUGGUGAGAACCAUGAAAUCACGCCAGACAAUCAAACACAACGAGUUGAUCGAGGAAAUCGUCAAGCAGCUCCAGAACCGCUUCCUUCCCCCAAUGGUGCACAUCAAGCAGCAAGUCGAGGACUUGAUUGAGAAAGAGUAUUUGAGGAGAGACGCCGACUCGCCGAAUGUGUACCAUUACAUUGCAUGA
This is a messenger RNA of Metschnikowia bicuspidata var. bicuspidata NRRL YB-4993, 2745 nucleotides long. RefSeq names its product cullin. Gene Ontology annotation, biological process: protein ubiquitination; ubiquitin-dependent protein catabolic process. The transcript is spliced from 2 exons. Gene Ontology annotation, cellular component: Cul3-RING ubiquitin ligase complex. The record is from RefSeq and is a predicted model, not a curated record. Gene Ontology annotation, molecular function: ubiquitin protein ligase binding. Bases 1 to 2745 code for a protein of 914 amino acids. Lineage: Eukaryota; Fungi; Ascomycota; Pichiomycetes; Serinales; Metschnikowiaceae.